UCCCCGCCCCCUCUGGUCGGGCGUUACCCAAUAGCGUCUUGGCUUUCGGGCUAAAGACAUCAAAAGCAGCCAAUUGUUGAAGAGCUCUCCUCUUUAGGGUACAGUCUCUAUUCUGAGGAGCACUUCUCCUGACCAAUGAACAGCCCGCCGGGUGCACUAAAUGCACAAAGCGAAUAGAGUAGCGGCUGGGCUGCCCAAUGAAUAGGCAGGUUUCCGGGUUUGGGGGCGUGGUGGAGGCGGUCGUCAGGGGCGUGGCGGCAGUUGCUUGGGCGGGGCCGGUAGCGGCGGGAGCUGCUCUGGCCAGGGGUUCCGGCUGCACAUCCAUGAGCGCAGCCGGCAGCCGCGGAGCUACAGGAAGCUGACUGGGAGAGAGCUGGGCCGCCGCGGUCAACCACGCACAGCUUUUAGGUUAAUUUGACUAAGAUCUGACCUGACCAACCGAACUCUACAACUCUUCAAGGAAAAGGACCAAGUGACAUAUAGAGCAAGAUGAACGCCAUGCUGGAGACGCCGGAGCUCCCGGCUGUGUUUGAUGGGGUGAAGCUAGCUGCCGUAGCUGCUGUGCUGUACGUGAUUGUGCGCUGUUUGAAUCUGAAGAGCCCCACAGCUCCACCGGACCUCUACUUCCAGGACUCAGGGCUGUCACGCUUUCUACUGAAGUCCUGUCCUCUUUUGACCAAAGAGUACAUUCCACCAUUGAUCUGGGGGAAGAGUGGACACAUCCAGACGGCCUUGUAUGGAAAGAUGGGCAGGGUGAGGUCGCCACACCCCUACGGGCACCGCAAGUUCAUCACCAUGUCUGAUGGAGCCACUUCAACUUUCGAUCUCUUUGAGCCCUUGGCUGAGCACUGUGUUGGAGAUGAUGUCACCAUGGUCAUCUGCCCUGGGAUUGCCAAUCACAGCGAGAAGCAGUACAUCCGAACCUUUGUGGAUUAUGCCCAGAAAAAUGGCUAUAGGUGUGCUGUGCUCAACCACCUGGGCGCCCUGCCUAACAUUGAACUGACCUCGCCUCGCAUGUUCACCUAUGGCUGCACGUGGGAAUUUGGAGCCAUGGUGAACUAUAUCAAGAAGAUGUAUCCCCUGACCCAGCUGGUGGUGGUGGGCUUCAGCCUGGGUGGUAACAUCGUGUGCAAAUACCUGGGGGAAACUCAGGCAAACCAGGAAAAGGUGCUAUGCUGCGUCAGCGUGUGCCAGGGGUACAGCGCCCUGAGGGCCCAGGAAACCUUCAUGCAGUGGGAUCAGUGCCGGCGCUUCUACAACUUCCUCAUGGCUGACAACAUGAAGAAGAUCAUCCUCUCCCACAGGCAAGCUCUUUUUGGGGACCACGUUAAGAAACCCCAGAGCCUGGAGGACACAGACUUGAGCCGGCUCUAUACGGCAACCUCCCUGAUGCAGAUUGAUGACAACGUGAUGAGGAAGUUCCAUGGCUAUAACUCCUUGAAGGAAUACUAUGAGGAGGAAAGCUGCAUGAGGUACCUGCACCGGAUUUAUGUGCCUCUCAUGCUAGUUAACGCAGCUGACGACCCAUUAGUGCAUGAAAGUCUUCUGACCAUUCCGAAAUCUCUCUCAGAAAAACGGGAGAACGUCAUGUUCGUGCUGCCCCUGCAUGGGGGCCACCUAGGCUUCUUCGAGGGCUCUGUGCUGUUCCCCGAGCCCCUGACGUGGAUGGAUAAGCUGGUGGUAGAGUACGCCAAUGCCAUUUGCCAGUGGGAACGGAACAAGUCGCAGUGCUCUGACACGGAGCAAGUGGAGGCCGACCUGGAGUGAGGCCUCGGACUCCUGCGCGCUCCAGCAGCCCUCCUCUGGAACCCGCAUCCCCUCACCCACUAUUUCAGGUCUCCCAUCUCCCUCCAUGACCUGGAUCUGACCUCACCAUCAGCGGGGGGCCCACCCACCAUGCACACGUCUCAAAUAGGUGGCUCUCUCUGGGAGCUCCAGGCUAUUUUUGUGCUUAGUUACUGGUUCCCUGUGUUGCAUCAUUAGCCAUGGUGACAAGUGACAGGUUUUCACCCUCCUGUCCAGUUUCAGCAUCUGAUUGCUUUCGAGCCAGUGACAUCUAGUUUCCCUAUUAAAAAUGUGUCUGAAUAGCA
Messenger RNA from Ochotona princeps (American pika), 2090 nucleotides. It is a transcript of the gene ABHD2, whose product is annotated as abhydrolase domain containing 2, acylglycerol lipase. Gene Ontology annotation, cellular component: sperm plasma membrane; sperm flagellum. Gene Ontology annotation, biological process: acylglycerol catabolic process; medium-chain fatty acid catabolic process; medium-chain fatty acid biosynthetic process. The transcript has 11 exons. The record is from RefSeq and is a predicted model, not a curated record. The coding region runs from base 490 to 1767 and encodes 425 amino acids. NCBI's taxonomy places the organism in Eukaryota, Metazoa, Chordata, Mammalia, Lagomorpha, Ochotonidae. Gene Ontology annotation, molecular function: monoacylglycerol lipase activity; acetylesterase activity.